Messenger RNA from Penicillium bovifimosum, 1812 nucleotides. Its product is annotated as fungal specific transcription factor domain-containing protein. Lineage: Eukaryota; Fungi; Ascomycota; Eurotiomycetes; Eurotiales; Aspergillaceae. Gene Ontology annotation, biological process: DNA-templated transcription. Bases 1 to 1812 code for a protein of 603 amino acids. The transcript has 3 exons. The record is from RefSeq and is a predicted model, not a curated record. Gene Ontology annotation, molecular function: DNA binding; zinc ion binding.
AUGAGUCGCUCCUCAAUCAGUGCGUCAGCUGGGCCUUUGCAGCAAGCGGCCCCUUUGGAAAUGGAUGCAUUUGACGAGCCCAAUUGCCCAUUGUCACCAGAGGCCGAAGUUGUUCUAAAUCUCCAGAUCAUGGAGAAAGAAAUGGGGCUGCGGCCGGCACAAUUUGCCAGAAGGCCAUCGCAUUCAGGUUCUAAUGUCACGACACACCGAGGGACUUUGAGGAAUGAGCCUGAGACCACUGUGGAGGAAACGAACAACCCACCACUCACGGUGGACGACAAAGGCCAAGUUCGAUAUUUCGGCUAUUCUUCUUACAUGAGGAUGGUCUCUGUUCUUCCUCAGUCAAAAUCAUCACCAACAGAACGCGCGUCAAAUUCGCCGUUGGACAAGUCUCUCGACAGCAUGGAGGGGGAGGCAAUGGCCGAUAGUCCUGAAACUCAAAUGCGUCUGAUUGAUCUGUUCUUCAAAUAUCAAAAUGCUGCUAUACCUAUCCUAGAUGAGGAGGCUUUUCGGUCGGGUUAUAUGACAGGGGAACGAUCGGACUACUUCUCGCGAUUUCUUCUGUACUCGCUGCUUCUCAGGGCAUUGAAUUUCGACGACGAUCGACAACACCGGGAAACACUUGCGACUAUCUAUACCCGCCGGGCAAAGGCCAAACUUCUGUUCGAGCUAGAGAAUCCCACCAUUGCAACGAUACCAGGCUUGUGUCUGUUUGGUUAUUACUUGGGGGGAGUAGGAGGUGACAGCUGGAGAGCGUGCUGGCUCUACCCAGGCAUAGCGUAUCGCUUAGUCUUCGAUUUUGGUUUACAUGAAGACUGCAGGAAAUUGGUUGCUGCUGGGCUUCUCACCGAGGUUGAUCAACGAGUCCGACGGAUCACGCUCUAUGGAUGUUACGUUCUUGACAAGCAAGUUUCGUAUCAAGGGCGGCCAACGGCCAUUCAUCUGGAUGAUCUGAACGUGUCCCAACUCUCCGCGCAACCCGUCGGUGCAACAGAUCAACUUGUGGCCGCUUGGAUUGGGCUAGCAUCGGUGCUGAACGAUAUACUUUCCAUCAUUACCGGGGCCCCGGAGAAAAUAUAUCAAAAUUCCUCGGUGAAGAAACUCUCGGAGGUGAGCCGGAAGUUGCUCGCUUGGUUCAUGAAUCUCCCACAAGAGCUACAAUUGGACGCAGAUCGUCCGAUCCCGCCGGGCGUUUGUGCCCUUCAUAUCCAGUUUCUUGCCACAAUGAUCCUUCUCAACCGUCCUUUUGCAACCUACAUAUUCAACCGCGGCAACAAAUCAGUUUCGCAGCGCCCUUGUUUAGAAGGCCAGACGACCGAUCUUUCACAGCAGAUAUGCACGGCCAAUCCGAUCCGAAUAUCAAAGUUACUCCUGACCUAUAGACGACAGCAUGGUGCGUCAAAGGUAUUCACGACUAUCAACCCCGCAUGUCUCUCGGCUGCCGUUGCCCUGAUCUCGGAUAUAGUCAGUGCUAAACCGGGCGAGGAUAAAGAGCCAGAGAAAACGUGGUUGGCAGCCAUCAUGGAGACACUGGAAGAAAUUAUACCAUGGUAUCCGGUUGCGCAACAGAGUCGCAACACCUUGGCUGCUAUCAUGAAAUUUUGCGGGCUGUCGGAUAUUAUCAACGACCUUUCAUCCAGUCAGGGAAACGCUCCGGUGGAAAUGCUUCCUGACCAUGGGCCUACGGAGGCACCAGGGGCCGGAGGGAACAUGGUUGCGGACUGGUCGUUUGACCUUGGUUUCCCAUUUGAUUCGGUUUAUGACGUUCAUGACAUUAGCCUCACUGGUUUCUAUGCACAGCCCUGCAGAUGA